Ilex paraguariensis (yerba mate) is the source of this 1388-nucleotide messenger RNA. The record is from the annotation of a GenBank genome assembly. NCBI's taxonomy places the organism in Eukaryota, Viridiplantae, Streptophyta, Magnoliopsida, Aquifoliales, Aquifoliaceae.
AUUAAAUCUUCCUCCCCACUAGCAACAAACACCAUCAAACCCAACUCCACAUCGGGGUCUCUCUCUCUCUCUCGGAUUUUUAUUAUCCUCUUUCUGGGUCAUUUUCUGAGAUGGCUGAUACUCUAGACGGCGCAGGGUUUUGGCUUCCCCCUGAUUUCCUUACAGACCAUGACCUACUCAUGGACAAAGAAAACUUCGCCAAAAAUGGCCUCAACACUGAUCUAAGCUGGAAUCCCUUCUUCCCUAGUGAGUUUCCGUACGAUUUGGGCUAUGCAGGCUCCUUUGGUUCGUCCUCUGUUCGUACCUCGCCUGUUGAGUCCGUGGUAAGCUCACCCGAGACACUUAGCGACGAGGAAGACUUGUUCACUGUGUUGACUCGCCAGUUAGCUCGCUCGACCCUCCGGGAUGUUCGUGAAAUCACUUCAAGAACUCAAAAUCUCGAGAAGAGUUGGGUCUUGUCUGGUUCUCCUCAAUCGACACUGAGUGGACUUGGAUGUUGGUCCAGCAAUGGAAGCCCUGACGGACCUUCUAAGGGGUCCUCUCCUCCAACGACGCCAUUGGGUGCGAACAACGACGCUUGGGAUCUCAUAUUCCAAGCUGCUGGGCAAGUCUCAAGGUUAAAGAUGAACUCCGAUGGGUCUACCAAAGGCAGAGGCCUCCUAAACCCACCGAGUUCUCUUACUCUGGUCCACCCUUCACCGCUUGUGAAACCCCCCAACUCUGGGUUAUUUAAUAACCAGUGUCUAUAUCAUGCUCUCGCACAGGCCAACCAUCAAGUGAGCCAGGACCAACUGUUGAAGCUACAGGGCUCUGCUGUUUUGGGUAGAGGGCCAAAAGAAGAGUGGUUCUCGCAGAAUCAACUCUCUCAAAACAGAGGCUCGAGGAUCGGUUUUGGUGGUGGAGGCGGAUUUGUCCAAAGUGGGAGGUGUGGAAAGCCACUGGGGUCGGUUCAAUCUCCAUGGCCUCCUUCGCAAUUUCAACACCAAAUCCAACCACUACAGAAUAGUGGGUCAGGGAUGAAAACGGUUUUUUUUGGUGGAUCUGGUGGCGGUGGUAGCGGUGGCGGUGGAAAAAGGGUGUGCGCUGGCACUGGUGUGUUUCUGCCUCGCAGAUAUGGGAAUCCUUCUGAGACCCCUCGAAAGAAGCCAGGUUGUUCAACUGCUCUACUUCCAGCUGGAGUUGUUCAGGCUCUGAACAAGAACUUCGACGACAUGACUGUUCAUACCCAACAUCAUCAAUCUCAUCCCCGCUUCAAUAGCGCCUCCAUCCCCGACUAUGAUUUGUUGAUGGCUCGGAGAACCGCAGUAGUGGAACCACAGAGGCGAAGUAUACGGCUGGAAGGAGCAAUGAAUCAUGAAAUACGGCUACCUCAAGAAUGGACCUAUUGA